CAAGGGAUCCUGGGACUUUUAGUUCUCAGUGAGCAACGGCUGGCUAGAUAACACUCCGAAGAGCAAAAAAAGACCUACGAAUAGUUCGUCUGCUUUAAAUUUAGCGUGAGUACGAGAUCCACAAGCUUUGAAUUUGAACAGCUUUUGGUGGAUUUGUACAGAAGAGCAGCUUACUUUGGGUCAAAAUAAACAGGAAGUUAUUAGCUUUGUGGGACGUGUAGUUCCGUUUGUAGGCCGCCAAGCUUAUUAACAGCGCAUACAAAAAAAAAGAAAUAGCUACAAAAUAACCAAAAACAAAGGUUGUGCUUCUUAACCUUUUGAGAGAACAUGCCCGGGUUCACCUGCUGUGUUCCCGGUUGCUACAACAACUCGCACCGGGACAAGGACCUGCGCUUUUAUACGUUCCCCAAGGACCCCGCUUUGAGGGAGCAGUGGCUGCGGAACAUCUCCCGGGCCGGGGUCAGCGGCUGCUUCAGCACCUUCCAGCCCACCACAGGCCACCGUGUCUGCAGCGUGCACUUCGCCGGUGGAAGGAAGACGUACAUCGUCCGGGUGCCGUCUCUCUUCCCCCUGCGGGGCGUCAAUGAGCGCAGGAGUCGGCGGGGCAGGGGGAGGAAGUUGACCAACUCGGCCCCUGCCCCCGGGAUCGUCGCUACCAGCGUGCUGGGGAACACGGCGGGCAUCGUCGAGGGCACCAUCGGAGGAGAGGUCGGCGACGACAGCAUCACCGUGGUUCAGAUAGGCAACAACGGAGAGUACUUGGGCACGGCGCGGCUUCCCGCCCAGGCAGAGGGACCCUGUAACUGCACCCCGCAGAGUCUGGUGGAGCUUAAAGUUGAAGACUUAACCGCGGAGUCCGGGGCCAACCAGCAGCAGCUGUCCGUCCAGUACCUGAGUGUGACCAGCAGCCCGCUGGACCACUCGUACUCCCUGACCACGGGCACCACGUCCGCGGAGCUGCUGCGGAAGCUGAACGAGCAGCGGGACAUCAUCGCGCUGAUGGAGGUGAAGAUGAAGGAGAUGAAGGCGACCAUCCGCCAGCUGCGGGUGGCUGAGGCCAAGCUGCAGGAGGAGGUGCGGGAGCGGGACCGGCUGCUGAACAGCAGCCCGAUGUCUGGGAACGCCCGCAAGAAAAACUGAUGAGGAGGCGACUUAAGUUACCCGAACCGACCCUUUACAUGGACCCAGAUUCACCAGGAGGAGUGUGAAGAAUAAUCCUGCCCAGUUUUGUAUUAAACUAAAAUAGACUGCCUGGUUUAGGUAGCAGGUUGAUUCAUCUUACUGCUAAUCACGUAGGAACUGGACACAUUUUACGCCCCCCCAAGAUUCGCAAGUCAAGCAUAUUUCUAAGCGAAAGGAGCAGAAGUUGAACUCUGAACUUUCUGGUCGUACAGGGGUUUUUUCUAUUGACUGUUUUGACUUUAUGUCCAAACCUUUCAGCUUAUAGUAGGAGGCUGACCCAAGCAGCAGCUUGUGCUUUUAACAUGAAGGGCACCAAGAUGAAGAAAACACUACUGACAAGCAUUUUCAUCAUUUAAGUGAACUCGGCCCUCAUCACAGAUGCCUUCCAAUGUACUUUAACUUAAUUUACCAUUGUUGCUUUUGAAAAUAUUUGUGCAAGGGAAGACUAGGUUUAGGAAACUCCUUAAUAUAGCAGGCAUCCCACAACAUCGGAAAUGUUAAUAAAGGAAGUUUCAACAUGUUUAAAUGUGCUUUUUUUUUUUUUUUGCCUUUUCCUGGAGGAAAACAUUUACUGAAGAUACGGUUUGCAGCUUCUACAUGUAAUCUGUCUCGAGCUAGUUUUGUGUUUGUUUCUUUUGUUAUGCCAGUUCAUUGUAACGUGUUGGACUGAGUGCUUUUUUUAAUUGUGUUGUCUUUAGGGCUUUAUGGACAAUACAUUUUACACAUUUCUUAGUUUUGAACUCGGUCUGACAGAUGUGCUCCAAUCUCAGUUUCAAAUCAAUGUCACUGUGAAAGUUUUAUGCUGACUCACAUUAGACUUCUCAAUGUCAAUGUCAAAUUUACUCAUAUAGCACUUUAAAAACAGGUCUAAAUCUGCACUAAAGUGCUGUA
Poecilia reticulata (guppy) is the source of this 2073-nucleotide messenger RNA. RefSeq names its product THAP domain containing 11 (gene thap11). Gene Ontology annotation, cellular component: nucleoplasm. Lineage: Eukaryota; Metazoa; Chordata; Actinopteri; Cyprinodontiformes; Poeciliidae. Gene Ontology annotation, biological process: regulation of transcription by RNA polymerase II. The record is from RefSeq and is a predicted model, not a curated record. Gene Ontology annotation, molecular function: RNA polymerase II cis-regulatory region sequence-specific DNA binding.